AAAAGACCCGCGCGGAACCGUUCAGCUACCCAACCGGCUCCGAGCCAGCCAGCGUUCUACUCCUGCCAGCGUCCUCAAGGGAGCCACCAGGCCUCCAGUCAAGAUGAGUGAUAAGCCAGACAUGUCCGAAGUGGAGAAGUUUGACAGAACAAAACUGAAGAAAACUAAUACUGAGGAAAAAAACACUCUUCCUUCAAAGGAAACUAUCCAGCAGGAGAAAGAGUGUGAUCAAACAUCCUAAAAUGCAGAUUGCCUCUCAAGAGCAAGCUUCAACAUCACCUGACAUUCUUGCUUAAUUUAGGCUUAUUUCUGUAAAACUAUGUGUUUGUGGAGACUUGAGGUACCUGUAGAUGAUUUCUCUUCUAUAUUCCCUGGCUAAGAGGUCAACAGUAGCCAGUGUCCCCUUAAAUUUGUUUUUAAAUUGAAAUUUCAGAUGGUAGAUGACAUGCUGUCAGUAAUCUCACUAUUGAUGACCUUUGUGGGUGUGGUCCUUGUGCCCCCUACAGAGUGAGUCGGUUUAACCUAUAA
Molecule: messenger RNA, 528 nt
Organism: Dipodomys ordii (Ord's kangaroo rat)
Lineage: Eukaryota; Metazoa; Chordata; Mammalia; Rodentia; Heteromyidae
Gene: Tmsb15a
Product: thymosin beta 15a
Exons: 3
Coding region: 104-241 (45 amino acids)
Biological process (GO): actin filament organization; regulation of cell migration
Cellular component (GO): cytoplasm
Molecular function (GO): actin monomer binding
Source: RefSeq, a predicted model, not a curated record